Messenger RNA from Pichia membranifaciens NRRL Y-2026, 2674 nucleotides. RefSeq lists its product as hypothetical. Gene Ontology annotation, molecular function: single-stranded DNA binding; single-stranded DNA helicase activity; ATP binding. The transcript has a single exon. Gene Ontology annotation, cellular component: MCM complex; nucleus. The coding region runs from base 67 to 2577 and encodes 836 amino acids. Gene Ontology annotation, biological process: DNA replication initiation; double-strand break repair via break-induced replication; DNA strand elongation involved in DNA replication. The record is from RefSeq and is a predicted model, not a curated record. NCBI's taxonomy places the organism in Eukaryota, Fungi, Ascomycota, Pichiomycetes, Pichiales, Pichiaceae.
GUCGGAGUGUGCGGUAACCAAAAGGACAUUGGUAUACAACUAUUACGACUAGAUUGAACAACAUAAAUGGAAGGAACAACCGCAAGUGGAGCGUUCGACAGACCUCUACCAAAGACCUAUAGCGCCUAUCCUGAUUAUGAAAAGUUCAAAGAACACAUUGCUGAUUUCUUGAAAGAAUACAAGGCAGAAGCAGCUUACAACCUUCAUGAGGAGCAAACAGAGGAUUUUUAUGAUAGAAAGGAAGAUGACAUCGAGCUUGCUAGAGAAGAAACUGAAGCUUCUUCUGGUCCUAAAUACAUGUAUUUACUACAAAAGAUUGCGAACAGAGAGUUAGAUGAUAUCACGAUUGAGCUCGAUGAUAUAAUCAGAUUUGAAAGUUUACAGCAAAGUCGUGACAUUGCUGGUGAAUCUUUAGCGGCAGAAAUUCCCCGAAAUGCUCAUCAUUUUGUUGAAUUGUUCUCUACUGUUAUUGACGAAAUUCUGCCCCAACCAACCAAACCAAUUAACGACAAAGAUACUGUUUUAGAUGUCAUAAUCCACCAAAGAAUGUUACGUAGUAGUGCGUUGCAACAAGAACGUCGAAGAGAAAAUCAAUUAUCAGACCUUGAUCCUUCGAGAACCGGUAAUGACGAAAAUGGCAAUGAUAUGCUCGGUGAUGAAAUGAAUACAGCACACGAACUCUUUCCUCCUCAGCUAUUAAGACGUUACAGCCUAUACUUUAAGCCAUACACAGGAGCUACAGGUAAAUCAUCUAAACCUUUGAAUGUGAGAAACGUGAAAGGUGGCCAUAUAGGGCAAUUGAUAACCAUUAGAGGGAUCAUCACCAGAGUCUCUGAUGUUAAACCUGCUGUCGAAGUGCAGGCUUAUACAUGUGAUGCAUGCGGUUAUGAAAUUUUUCAAGAAGUAAAAGCGAAGACUUUUGCCCCAAUGAUUGAAUGUCAAUCCGAGGUCUGUAAGCAAAAUAGGAAACCAGGACGCUUGUUCCCAAGUACAAGAGCUUCGAAGUUCUCCCCUUACCAAGAUGUCAAGAUUCAAGAGCUUGCGUCUGAUGUACCACCUGGAAAUAUUCCAAGAAUGUUGACCAUCCAUGUUAGAGGACCCUUAGUUAGAUCUAUGACCCCUGGUGAUUAUGUUGACGUUUCAGGUAUCUUUUUACCGCAGCCAUAUACUGGGUUCCAAGCUUUAAAAGCUGGUCUAUUAACUGAAACAUACUUGGAUGCUCAAUAUGUGAAGCAGCACAAACGUAAAUAUGAAAGUUUAGGCCUAACCGAUGAGGUCAAGGAAAAGAUUGAAAAUGUUAGAAGUCAGGAAGAAUUUUACGAUAUCUUAGCCUCAUCGAUUGCACCUGAGAUUUUUGGUCAUCUAGAUAUUAAAAAGGCCUUACUGUUGUUGUUGGUUGGUGGCGUCACCAAAGAAAUGGAUGAUGGUAUGAGAAUCAGGGGUGAUAUAAACAUACUUUUGAUGGGUGAUCCCGGUGUGGCCAAAUCACAGUUGUUGAAGUCAAUUUCAAAGAUUGCACCGAGAGCAAUUUACACCACAGGUAAAGGUUCCUCUGGUGUUGGUUUGACUGCGGCUGUUAUGCGUGAUCCUAUAACGGAUGAAUUGGUUUUGGAGGGUGGUGCAUUGGUUUUGGCGGACAAUGGUGUCUGUAGCAUUGAUGAAUUUGAUAAGAUGGAUGAAGGCGAUAGAACUGCGAUUCAUGAAGUCAUGGAGCAACAAACCAUUUCCAUAUCUAAGGCGGGUAUCACUACGACAUUAAAUGCAAGAACAUCGAUUUUAGCAGCAGCGAACCCUCUUUAUGGUCGUUACAAUACAAGAAUGUCACCUAAUGAAAACAUCAACCUCCCGGCAGCUCUACUUUCAAGAUUUGAUAUUUUGUUUUUGAUUUUGGACAAACCGAGUGUGGAGAAUGAUAUCAAGUUGGCGGAGCAUGUUGCGUACGUUCAUAUGUUCAACAAGCAUCCUACUAUUAACGUUCAAACAGUCGAUGAGCAGACAAUGAGACAGUACAUUUCCGUUGCUAGACAAUAUAAACCGGUCAUUACGAAGGAUGUAAGUGACUACGUUGUUUCUACUUAUAUCAAACUGAGACAAGAAAGUAAGAAAAACGAAAAUUCCAACACAUUUUUUUCACACACUUCUCCUAGAACUUUACUUGGUAUACUUAGAAUGUCGCAAGCAUUAGCCAGAAUUAGGUUCUCCAAUGAGGUUUUGUUGAGUGAUGUUGAUGAAGCACUUAGGUUACUUUCAGCUGCAAAGAAUACUUUGUACGAUGGCCAACAUGAAAUUGAAGAAACAACACAGGAGAAAUUGUUUACCAUUAUUAAAGAGUUCAUUGCCAAUCAAAUGCAGACGACAAAAUCUAAGAUUGUUUCUAUGGAAAGAUUAAAAGAGAUUUGUAUAAUGAAAAAUUUUACUGAGGCCGAAAUAUCGGAAUGCAUUGAGAGGUAUCAACAGCUAAAUGUUUGGCAAGUCAUUGACAAUGGUGAAAGUCUAACUUUGAUUGAUAUUGGCGACGAUGACGAUUACACAUCGGAUAAUAGUGAUGCUGAUAUGGAUGUGGAUCGAAAUUUUUAAAUUCGACUUUCCUCUAAGACUUUUGUACUGUACUUUUUUGCCCUGUUAUUGUAUUUUACUUACAUGUUGUAAUAUUUGUUUCACCACUUCUAAUUCU